AUGCAGAUCACUGAGAAGAUAUACAGUGCCAGCACCAUGGCACAGGGGUUCUGUACAGAAAAGUGUUCUUUUUUUUUUUUUUUUUUUUUUUUCGCUUUCCUGUCCGGUCGCAACCCGCUGCUGGCAGCCUCCUCCCUUGAUCUAAAACCUGAAGUUAACUAUUACUGGCACCAUGGUGAGGAAAUUGUUGUUCAUGGGCAUCGAAAGGGUAGAGUCGAUCCUGUGCGAUUUCAGAUAGAUGAUAAACCGCACCUCCAGAUCCGCGUACCAAAGCAACUUCCAGAGAUUGUCCCACUGGAGUCAGAUCUUGGAGAUGUUCCCGUUAUUAAUCACAAACCAUCCAAACUGCCAUUGUUCAAAAAGCAGUAUGAAAACAAGGUAUUUAUAGGAUCAAAGGUAGCAGAUCCAUGCUGUUACGGACACACCCAGUUUCAUCUUAUUCCUGAUAAACUAAAACGGGAGAGGUUUGUAAAAGCACACCUUGAGGAUCAGAUUGAAGUUCUUUAUCGAGCUAAUGGUAUUGCAAGUCUGUUUGCCUGGACAGCAGCACAAGCAAUGUAUCAAGGAUUCUGGAAUGAAGCAGAUGUGACCCGUCCUUUUGUAUCGCAGGCAGUAGUGACUGAUGGAAAAUACUUUGCUUUCUUUUGUUACCAGCUAAAUACUUUAGCAUUAACUGCAGAAACUAUUAAAAAUAACCCUCGGAAGAAUAUCUGUUGGGGUACAGACAGUAAGCCAUUGUAUGAUGUUGUGGAAGAUGGUAGUGUGAAAGGCUUUAAUGAUGAAGUUCUGCUUCAGUUGGUUCGUUUUCUGUUAAACAGGCCAAAAGAGGUAUAAAUCAUUAAACAAUAAAGUAUUCCUGUUUACGUGCCUGAACUUCAUUGUAACUCCAUGAAGUAUGGCCUAGAAUAUGCCUUGUUCUUAGUCAAGUAUGUGUCUAGCAAACACUAUAUAUAUCUUUUAUGAUACUUGGGCCUUAUUUCUUUAUUUUAAAUGUAUGAUACUGUACAGUGAAAAAUAAAUGUUUAAAUACCUUAAUGUCUUCUGUGUAUUUACUGUUAGAAGUGUAUUGCAUGGAUUCAAAGUCAUGUGAAUACUUUCUUUUAGCAGAUCUGCAGCUCUAUGUUGAACUAUCACAGUAAAGGAUGAAUUCACAUGACCAUCUGAUUAUGUUGCUAGGUAACUGCUGUCUUGAUAUUUGGGACCAGUGAAAAAUUUCUGAUUUUGUGCCUGAAAGUAAGUUAGUUGUCUUAAAUGCUUACUCUUCCUAAAGAGAAAAUGAGCUCAGAAUAGAAAGUGAAAAGUAAAAGAUGUAAAAGUGAAUGGUUGGAAGUUUAAUUACAUAGCAAGGCAAAUUCUUAGACACCUAUCAAGCAGCAGUAUAAACACAAACAUGCUUCCAAAGAGUCUGUUGUGAACAUGCAUACCCAUUUUUAAGCUCUCACCUCAGGAACCACAGAGAGACCUCUAAAAUGCAUUUUGAGUCUACAGUUUUCCCUUUAGCUUGGGACCUUGAUUUCAGUUGUAGACAACUUGAUGUUUUCCUUGCUAAUAGUUGGAUGUCUUAUGGCUGCUUUUAGUAGAUCACAGCUGAGCCCAGACCAUGACUAGGAUCUCUGAUUCAUAAGGUACAAGAUGUAAGGACUGUUUAGCAAUAUUUACUUAAUCAACAAAGUGUAUCUGGUUUUGAGGUAAUUAAACAUGCCUAGAAUUUUUACAUAGUUCUGUACACUGACCUUUGUAGAAUGUUCUAGGGUUCUUGUUAAGGGUCAAAUAGUUUGUUUUUAAAGAGACUACUGAAUCAUACGUGGCUUGUUGAAAUACUUGUAUGCACAUUCUUCAGCCUGAGCAAUGGGAAGUCGUGCUUUCUGUUGUAAACUGGUUUACAGAGAAUUUUGCUAAUGAAAGAUGAAGUAGUUGUAGAGUCUUACUUGACAGGUACUGUGCUAUGUUGGAAUGAACUAUAGUUGCCACUAUCUCCACCAGCAGAGUAUAGUCUAGAUUAAUAAAAUGUGCAU
Molecule: messenger RNA, 2015 nt
Organism: Athene cunicularia (burrowing owl)
Lineage: Eukaryota; Metazoa; Chordata; Aves; Strigiformes; Strigidae
Gene: MRPS30
Product: mitochondrial ribosomal protein S30
Exons: 6
Coding region: 1-834 (277 amino acids)
Biological process (GO): translation
Cellular component (GO): mitochondrial large ribosomal subunit; ribosome; mitochondrion
Molecular function (GO): structural constituent of ribosome
Source: RefSeq, a predicted model, not a curated record